AUGGAAAUUGCGGAAAAUCCAAAGAUGGAUUUUAUUGGAUUGCAAGAAAAUAUGGCGACCACCACCACCGCCCAGAAAAUCUCAGUCGUUGAUCACAUCAACGGAUUCCAAUACGCUCCCGAAAGAUCCGAUAACUUUGUUAUCGACAUGGAAGAAAGCUACUCCAAUCCCAGAAUCACAUUGCAGAGGAGCCUUUCCAGAAAAGGGUCCUUUCGUGGCGGCGGGCAUGGAGGGAUCGAGAAGAAGGUCAAUACCAUUACCAAUGGCUCUGUUUCACAAGAGAAGGAACCCGCGGUUGCAGCGGUGACUUCCCCCGGAGUUGGGCCAGGGGAAGGAGAAGGAGGAGAAAGAGGUUUGCUGGUAGGGAGUAGCACGCCGGAAAAGGGAAUGGUGGAGGGACAGGGGCAUCAUCAGAUCACUAUUACCUCUGCCGCCGGCAGCAUCAAAGCCACCACCGCUGUCGAAGGACGAUCCACGAUGAGAAGGAACAGUUUCAAGCGGCAUCAGAAUUCAUGGCUGCUUGAUCCCAGAAAAGUCCUCUUCUUCUUUGCCACCUUAUCUAGCAUAGGGACACUGUUGCUGAUAUACUUCACACUGUCGAUCGCCGCGGUCCAGUCUGACGACGCUGCUGCCCUCGAAUGA
Messenger RNA from Linum trigynum, 642 nucleotides. The record is from the annotation of a GenBank genome assembly. NCBI's taxonomy places the organism in Eukaryota, Viridiplantae, Streptophyta, Magnoliopsida, Malpighiales, Linaceae.